Messenger RNA from Marmota flaviventris (yellow-bellied marmot), 1887 nucleotides. RefSeq names its product ankyrin repeat domain 65 (gene Ankrd65). The record is from RefSeq and is a predicted model, not a curated record. Lineage: Eukaryota; Metazoa; Chordata; Mammalia; Rodentia; Sciuridae. Gene Ontology annotation, molecular function: protein binding.
AUGCAGGUGGAUUCCAGCAGGCCUGAGCCUAUGGAGCAGGGAGGGGCGGAGGCUGCAGAGCAGGAAUUGCGGUGGAUAGAACUAAGCUCGGAGGCCCGGGAAGCCAGGACAAAGGGGCCCAGUGCCCCCCAGAGCCAGGGGAACCUGCUCCAGGCCGUGUGGCAUGGUCCUGCCGCCUUGGUGACGAAGCUCCUGAGGCAAGGGGCCAGCGUGGAAGAGAAGGACCGCUUUGGAAGGACCCCUCUCCACCUGGCUGUGCUGCGUGGCCACGCGCCCCUGGUGCGCCUCUUGCUGCAGCGCGGGGCCCCAGUGGACGCAGCGGACUGCGCGGGGCACACGCCACUGCACGAUGCCGCCUGGCAAGGGCACUCGCGGGUGGCCGAGCUGCUGCUGCGGCGAGGGGCCCCGGUGGCUGCACGCUCGGGGAAGGGCCUCACGCCGCUGCACUGGGCCGCGGCACUGGGCCACACGUUGCUGACCGCGCGCCUACUGGCCGCUCCGGGAUUGGGCCCCGAGGCCACUGACGCUUUCGGCUGGACCGCAGUGCACUGGGCGGCCGCCGGCGGGAGGCUGCCGGUACUCGAGCUGCUGGCGGCAGGCGGGGGCGCGGACCUGGACGGUGCCCUGUUGGUGGCGGCUGCGGCCGGGCGCCAAGCGGCGCUGCGCCUCCUCAUGGCAUGCGGGGCGCAGGUGGACGCCCCCGACGGCUCCGGGGUCACCGCGCUGGGCUUGGCGGCCGGCCUGGGCCGCCAACAGGACAUUGAGCUGCUCCUGGGCCAUGGGGCAGACCCAAGCAUCAGGGACAGGCAUGGCCGCGUUGCACUUCACAGGGCUGCUGCUGGUGGGCAUCUGUCUGCUGUCCAGCUGCUGGUGGCCUGGGGAACUGAGGUAGAUGCUCAGGACUCACUGGGCCUCACACCCCUGCACUAUGCAGCUCUGGGAGGCCACAUGGAGGUUGCCAGCCAUCUCCUGGACAGGGGUGCACAGGUCAAUGCUGCUGGCUGGCUCCACAAGACCCCCCUGCACCUUGCUGCAGAAUAUGGCCACAGUCCUACUACGGAACUCUUGCUGAGCCGAGGGGCUAGUCCCACUCUGAGGACACAGUGGGGUGAAGUGGCCCAGAUGUCUAAUGGGGGGCUUCCCCAGGUGCUGCCUGCCUUUCAAGGGGAGCAGCAGAUGCGUUCAGGGCAUACAGCCCUGCAGGUCCCAAGCGACUCUCUGUAAGACUGAGCUUCCACACACAGCGGCACAGAAAGCUCCUCAGCCCAGAGGUGCCCAGCUCCUCUCUUCUGGACUGAGAUCACCUGCCUAGGCGGAGAGAGGGAUCAGAUGAGAGGUUCUUGGGGGUGGGGGGAGAGAGCCACGUAAGACUUGGUCACUGGCUGUGGCCAGACCUCAAUGUUCCCAUCUCUCAGUUCCAGCUUUCUCCACACUCUUGGGUGAAGACUGAGUCACAGCAACAGGUCUGACCAAAACCUGAUGGUCUCCCCUUGUCUGUCCACCAUGGAGGCAUCCCCUCACCUGUUCCCGUGCAUGGGGGUAUUCUAUUUUCUUAGAUUUUGUAUUUUCCUGAUGAACCAAACUAAUGGCAGAAUUGUUCCCAUCACCCCUUUCACCCCCGCUCUGUGCCACCUCCUCAGGAAUUCCCACAGGCCAGGCCAGUUUUCCUGCUCACUGCCCAGGGCCAGGUACAGGCAAGCAGGGUCAGCUCAUCUGUGCCAGGGCCCACUGGAGUUAUCCAGACUAGCCAGUUCUAAGCUGUGUGCCAUGCUCUGCCCCUCCAGUGGGCACUCAGCGAGGGCCGGUCCUUCCUUCACUCGCCCUGCCUCUUGAGCAGAGCCUGCUGCUCCCUGUGUGCCUUGCUUGGCCGCCAGGGCAUGGUACACU